ACAGAAGGCGGGGACGUUGGCAAAACACGCGGCAGCAGUACGCGCGGAACGGACGUCUAUCGCGUGCAGGCAAGGGGCACGGUGGACGCGGGGGUGGGUGAACAGGACGCGCGGGCCGCGGUGCUCGGGAGCACGCGCGCAGAAGGACCGUGCAACGGGGCAGCACGCGCGCGCAAGCCCUCAGUCCUCGAGGAAUGCGGACAGCCGGGCGGGGAGGACGCGCGCGUUGAGGCGCAAGAAGCGACGGCGUGCGCAGCACGCUGGAUGGGCGACACGCGCACGAAAGGGGCG
Striga hermonthica is the source of this 291-nucleotide messenger RNA. Lineage: Eukaryota; Viridiplantae; Streptophyta; Magnoliopsida; Lamiales; Orobanchaceae. The record is from the annotation of a GenBank genome assembly.